Messenger RNA from Felis catus (domestic cat), 3359 nucleotides. It is a transcript of the gene PPP3CA, whose product is annotated as protein phosphatase 3 catalytic subunit alpha. Gene Ontology annotation, cellular component: cytoplasm; calcineurin complex; cytosol. The transcript has 15 exons. Gene Ontology annotation, biological process: calcineurin-NFAT signaling cascade. The coding region runs from base 391 to 1806 and encodes 471 amino acids. Gene Ontology annotation, molecular function: calmodulin binding; calmodulin-dependent protein phosphatase activity. Lineage: Eukaryota; Metazoa; Chordata; Mammalia; Carnivora; Felidae. The record is from RefSeq and is a predicted model, not a curated record.
GGAGGAGGAGGGACGCGCGAGAAGGCAGUAACUUUAAAGCCAGCUCAGAAGCCCAGACCUCCAGCCGAGCGGUUUGCAGCGCGGCGGCGGCGGCGGCGGCGUUCAGUGUCUGGCCCGCCGGUCCGGUCGGGGUGUGCAGUAGGACGGACGAGCAGCGCGUCGCUGUCCCCCGGCGGCUGGAGAUGUCCGAGCCCAAGGCAAUUGAUCCCAAGUUGUCGACGACCGACAGGGUGGUGAAAGUAAUACCAUGAUGUGACGGCUUUCUUGAUUUGUACUUCCAGAAUGCAACUUUAGAAAGCUGUCCCAUUUCCUCCAAGUCACCGACUUACAGCAAAAGAAGUAUUCGAUAACGAUGGGAAGCCUCGUGUGGAUAUCUUAAAGGCACAUCUCAUGAAGGAGGGCAGGCUGGAAGAGAGUGUUGCAUUGAGAAUAAUAACAGAGGGGGCCUCAAUUCUUCGACAGGAAAAAAAUUUGCUGGAUAUCGAUGCACCGGUCACAGUUUGUGGGGACAUCCAUGGACAAUUCUUUGAUUUGAUGAAGCUUUUUGAAGUGGGGGGAUCUCCUGCCAACACUCGCUACCUCUUCUUAGGGGACUAUGUUGACAGAGGGUACUUCAGUAUCGAAUGUGUGCUGUAUUUGUGGGCCUUGAAAAUUCUUUACCCCAAAACACUGUUUUUACUUCGUGGAAAUCAUGAAUGUAGACAUCUAACAGAGUAUUUCACAUUUAAACAAGAAUGUAAAAUAAAGUAUUCAGAACGCGUAUAUGAUGCCUGUAUGGAUGCCUUUGACUGCCUGCCCCUGGCUGCCCUGAUGAACCAACAGUUCCUGUGUGUCCACGGCGGUUUGUCUCCAGAGAUUAACACUUUAGAUGAUAUCAGAAAAUUAGACCGAUUCAAAGAACCACCUGCUUAUGGACCUAUGUGUGAUAUCCUGUGGUCAGACCCCCUGGAGGAUUUUGGAAAUGAGAAGACUCAGGAACAUUUCACUCACAACACAGUCAGGGGGUGUUCGUACUUCUACAGCUACCCGGCUGUAUGUGAAUUCUUACAGCACAAUAACCUGUUGUCUAUACUCCGAGCCCAUGAAGCCCAAGAUGCAGGGUAUCGCAUGUACAGGAAAAGCCAAACGACAGGCUUCCCUUCUCUAAUUACAAUUUUUUCAGCACCAAAUUACUUAGAUGUGUACAAUAACAAAGCUGCAGUAUUGAAGUAUGAGAACAAUGUCAUGAACAUCAGGCAAUUCAACUGUUCUCCUCACCCAUACUGGCUUCCAAAUUUCAUGGAUGUUUUCACUUGGUCCCUGCCCUUUGUUGGAGAAAAAGUGACUGAAAUGCUGGUAAAUGUCCUCAACAUCUGCUCAGAUGAUGAACUAGGGUCAGAAGAAGAUGGAUUUGAUGGCGCAACAGCUGCAGCCCGGAAGGAGGUGAUAAGGAACAAGAUCCGAGCAAUAGGCAAAAUGGCCCGAGUGUUCUCAGUUCUCAGAGAAGAGAGUGAGAGCGUGCUAACGCUGAAAGGCUUGACUCCCACGGGCAUGCUCCCCAGCGGAGUGCUUUCUGGAGGGAAGCAGACCCUGCAAAGCGCUACUGUUGAGGCUAUUGAGGCUGAUGAAGCCAUCAAAGGAUUUUCACCACAACAUAAGAUCACUAGCUUCGAGGAGGCCAAGGGCUUAGACCGAAUUAACGAGAGGAUGCCACCUCGCAGAGAUGCCAUGCCCUCUGACGCCAACCUUAACUCCAUCAACAAGGCUCUCGCCUCAGAGACUAACGGCACGGACAGCAAUGGCAGUAAUAGCAGCAAUAUCCAGUGACCACUUCCUGUUCACUUUUUUUUUUUUUUUUGAGCUGCAGGGCAUGAUGGGGAUUGCUGCCUAUCAGCAGUUGGGUGUUCUUGCCUCUGAUGGUAGCUUAUUUGCUCUGGGGGCCAGGAAUUGGAUUCAGUUUACACUAUCAUUAAAAAAGAGGGAGAGAGAUAAUAAACUAUAUUUUGGUGGGGGUGGUGAUUAAACACCUCUUCGGGGUAUGCCUUUUAAAAAUGCUUAUAGGAAAAAAAACUUUAAAAAGAAAGCUAACGCUAGUAUAUACUGCAAUGUUAGGGGAAUGAACAUGUUUUCCUACUGCAUUGGGGACUUCUAGAUAGGUUAAUGAAAGGUCUUUUAUUAUGUUACUGGACACGAAAACUUUGUCUAAUUUCUUACUCUAUUGUACGUUUACAGUUGCAGCACUAAAAAUGGAUGACAUCAAACAUUUUUAACAAAAUGAUGUACAAACUAAAUAAGGACUAUUUAUUGAUAAUGUUUUGCUACUCUUGUCAGACAAUGGCUAUAAAAUGAAUUAGGCAGUCUUCAAAAACAAAAAAAAAAAAAAACAGAAAAAGAAAAAAAAAAAGAAUGUUGCAAAUUUGUUAAAAUGCCAAAAAGGACAGGUUAAUUUUGUACAGAUUAUGCUUACCUCAGGUUUCUUUAGUGUGCUUGAAUGCCCUUCUUUCCAUAUAAACACUUAUCUUAUUAAUUUAGCAAUGAAUAUCUUUCCUUUUCUUUAAGUUUUAAAAAAAACUGGAAUAAUUACAUCUAUCUUUUUUUGCUGUUUAUACUUAGGGUUUUUUUUUUUUUCGUUGUUGAUAAAUCAAGUCUUGGUUGUGGCUUGCCGAAUUAAAUAUUUAUGAGUGGUGCAUUUUUAAGUAUAGUGAACAAGACACCAUAUUCAGUACAGUGAUAAAGCAUCUAUAUUCUGUAAAAAAAAAAAAAAUCUGCCUAUGCAUGUUUUUUAAGAAAAAAAAAAAUGGCUGUAUCGGCCUGUAUGGGACUGUAAUGCGCUUAGUGGUCUGACAUAUACUGGAAAUAUAUGUAUACUGGCGUACUUUAUAUUCUCUAAAAUGCUUAAUGCCUUUGAAAUUUUGUAAUCAAAAAAGCUUUGAAAAAAUCUAAAGGGGAGAGUAUUCUUAAAAGUUUUUAACAUAAGCUUGUCAGUGCACAUAUAGACGGUUAGCAUGUUUAGCAAACCUUGUGAAAUUUAAAUAAGUUUGUAGUUACAUGUGAAACUCUAAAUGCAUGGUAACUGUUAAUGUCAUCACGGUUUAGUUCUUUUGUUCUGUUCUGUCACGUGCCACAAAAUACGUACUUUUUUCACUUUUUUCCCUUUGUAUAUCAGUUACGGGUUACAACUGGUUCAUUCUGAAAACAACAACAAAAGUCCAUUCAUAUUUUUUAACAAUUGUAUAAGUGCCCAAGUAAUUCACUACAGCCUAAAGCCUUGCCUUUGUAAUUUGACUUCUGAAAUGUUGGCAAUCAAAGCAUGCACUUGUAACAAUGACAAAGACAAAGCAUUUUAUAUUACUACUCAAUAAAAUGUGCAUGAACUUAAA